This is a messenger RNA of Python bivittatus (Burmese python), 2724 nucleotides long. It is a transcript of the gene WBP2NL, whose product is annotated as WBP2 N-terminal like. Gene Ontology annotation, biological process: positive regulation of DNA-templated transcription. NCBI's taxonomy places the organism in Eukaryota, Metazoa, Chordata, Lepidosauria, Squamata, Pythonidae. Gene Ontology annotation, molecular function: transcription coactivator activity; chromatin DNA binding. Gene Ontology annotation, cellular component: nucleus. The record is from RefSeq and is a predicted model, not a curated record.
CCGUAUUUGGCGAGGGACGAAAGAGAAGGACCGCCUCGGUCGGUGCCAUUGGCCGGGAACAUGGCGGUGAACAGGAACCACUCGCUCGGCGGCGGGGUUAUCCCGCCCCACGGGGAAAGUAUUCUCAAGCACUGUAAAGAUGUGGAGCUGACUUUCUCUGAGGUAACUGGCAAUCCAGAGAUUUUCAAAGGCACCAAGAAAGGAAUGGUUUUUCUCACUCCAUUUCGGGUUAUUUUUGUGUCAAAAAACAAAGACCCAAUGAUGUCCUUCAUGAUGCCAUUCCACUUGGUGAAGGGAUGCUCCAUUGAACAGCCAGUAUUUUCUGCCAAUUAUAUCAAGGGAGUAAUACAAGCAGAACCAGGAGGUGGCUGGGAAGGUCAGGCUUCAUUUAAAAUGAGCUUCUUCAGUGGAGGUGCCAUAGAGUUUGGACAAAUGAUGUUCAAGCUUGCAAGUGAUGCCUCUAGGGGAGUCCCAGUUCAGAGUUUCGGCUAUGGGUAUGCACCACCACCUUUUCCUGGUGCUUAUGUACCUCCACCGGGGAGCUACGUUGUGUCACAGCCAGCUUCUGGAGCAUAUAUUUAUAUGCCUGCACAAAUGAAUGGGUAUGGAGUUGCUCCACAGCCUAUGGGAUAUCCAUAUGCACUUCCUCCAGGUGUGUAUCCACCACCUCCUGGGAUGAACUCUAUGUACAUGGCACCUCCUCCCCCAUAUCCUGGCCCUUCUGCUGCCGGACCUUCAGCUCCCACUGAACCAGGACCUUUAGCUCCUAGGACCUGGACAGAACCCGGAAUGUCAGGUGCCAAUAAAGCAGCAGAGGCAACUUCCAGUGCUUAUUAUAACCCAGCCAAUCCUCAUAAUGUUUACAUGCCUAUGGAUCAACCACCUCCUUAUGCACCACCUGAGGAAAAGAAGAACAACUAACAGGAGCCCAAGCACCACCUUCUCAUGUUUCUUGACUUUGAAGACUUUGCCAUUGCUGCUGCCUCUUGCUUUUUUUUAUCUCUAGGCCAUCCUGUGUCGGUAGCAUGCAUAGUAUUGGACGAUGUUACACCUGCUGUUAAACUUUCAGCAUGGCAAUACAAAAGAGCGGUGACAGCAGUACUUUCCUAACUAAGUGCUUUUUGUCCUGAGGCUAGAAUAGGACUGCCGUGACUGUUUUAGUCCUUAAUUUGGAGGGAAAGGUGAGCUAUAAAAUACAUAUAAAGCAACUUCACUUAUGCAGGGAUGAAAUAUUCAAACUUUAUGUAUAAACAAAACACUUUAGUAAUGUGACACAGAUAUUCAUGAAGGAGCAUUCUGUUUUUCUGCAUAUCUGUUUAAUACCAUUGGUAUCUGCGUGGUAUUUUCACUCCAUGCAGAUUAAUGCAUAACAGGGAAUUUUCAGACACCUCUAUCUCUAGAAUUGAAAAAAGCUUUCCACUGAUUUCUAGAAAUUGACAGCUAAAGAGGAAGGGAUGACAGGAAGGAGAUACAAAAGAUUAAUCAAUUCCUACCUUUUCUUCUCAGUAAUUGUUGCUGCCUUCUGGUUUUUAGAUAUCGUGCCACAUACAGCUGUGCUGUAAAGAUUUAUCUCCACUUUCUGUAGCAUCACUACUUUAUCCUUCUGGAAGGAUGCCAGGUAGAGAUAGUCUCGCUGUAUGUGCAUCUGAAGAACUGCACAGCAGGUUUCUCUGCUUUCAAUUUGGCUGCAGGACCUGUGUCUUUAAAAUGUCUUCUGUCUGGUGUAAGAGUAGGGCAGUGAGUCUUAUUCAAAUUAGCCCAGAGUAUCUGUCUGCCCUGACCAUACAGCAGAAAGGAAACUAGAGUUGAAACCAUUUAUGUGAACUGGAACCAAAGAUAUGGCUUUAUAGCUAGCUGGAUUCAAGAGGACUAAAAUAAAAUAUAAUUAAGCAAACAGUGUAAUAAUAUCUGGUCCAGAAGUAAGAGCAAUAAACAGGCAUUCAUUAUUCUAGGAACAGGACUCAAAAUCUUUGAUCUCCUGGAAAUCAGUUCAUUUCUAACUAGUAGCAGCUAUAUAACACAGAAUAUUGUAUCUAAAAGGAAAAUACUUUUUUCUGCUACAGAAAAUGGGAAUGAACAACUACAUUAGUAAAGUCCUGACAUGAAUAUUGAAGCAAUUUCUCUCUGUUAGGCUUCUGUACAGAUUUAGCCGAACUACACCAUUGAGAGAAAGCAUUAGACCAGGGAUAGUGAGGUAGCAAAAAUAUUAAAACUCCAUACAUGAAUAAGAAACCAUGUUUGAUAAGAUUUCUGCAAUUAAAUAGUAUUGGAAGAGAUGGCUUGAAUUUGAAUUUGAAAUAGAGAAAACUAAAAAUAGGUUUUGUCCAUGAGCUACAAAGAAGCAACCAAUAUUCUGGGUUGUUUUAAGCAUUUAAUAAUGACUUUUCAUAUGUAUAUUCCUCUUAUAUUUGUUCUUAAAAGAACUAUUGUUCCACUAAUAUAGUGGAGAAUACAAUUUGCAUUUAGGAAAUCCGUUCUUCCCUCCUUGAUGCUAGGGCUGUACUUCACAAAGAAAAACUCAAGACAUACUGGUAUGUGUCAUGGAUACUUGUCUAUUUUCCCUUUAGUAAUUGAACUUAUUACUCGGUAAAAAAUAUGAAAUAAACUUUUUUCUAAUAAAUGCUUUCAUUCUGAACACAAAGGCAUAAAUGUUUUCCAUAACUAAAGUUAACUCUGUUUAUAUUAUUUUUGAAUUGCACUUUAAUACAGAAAUAUUGAAACCUU